UUUUUUUUUUUUUUUUUUCCCGACGAGAAUGGUUGGCAAAUCGCUGGUUGCUGCGAUGAUGCUUGUCGCCUGUCUCGCGUCGUCCGUCCGAGGCGCGACACUCGACAUUGACGUGCCAGACCCAGUGCUCUCGGGCGAUACCUUCCAGAUUGCCAUCCGGCCAAGCCAGCGCCCGCUCAGCGACGUGACAGUCUUGCUGCGAAGCUCCAACGAGGCCAUUGUCAACAUCCAGACACUCACAGUGACGCUGCCGGCAAACUCGACCGCGCAGGUGAUUGCAUACGCCUCUGCACUGGGCGCGGGCAACCCCGACCUCAAAUUCACGAUGGGCGGCGCCGACCCUGCCUUCCGCGGCGAUCUCUCGCUGGGCAUCUCGAUUGUCAAGAACAAGCCGCUGAGCAUUGUCAUUACCGUGAUUGGCUGGAUUUACUUUGUCGCUUGGUCUAUCUCGUUCUACCCGCAAGUCUACGAGAAUUUCCGUCGAAAGUCCGUGGUCGGAUUGAACUUUGACUUUCUCGCAUACAACAUCACCGGGUUUCUGUGCUACUCGGCGUUCAACAUUGGUCUCUUCUGGGUGACUUCCAUCCAGGACUUGUAUUUCGCCGACCACCCGGACGGCGUCAACCCGGUUCAGGCGAAUGACGUGUUUUUCGCCAUCCAUGCCGUUGUUCUGACCCUGGUGACGAUCGUGCAAUGCUUCAUCUACGAUCGUGGCGAGCAACGCGUCUCGUGGAUUUCACGCAUCAUUCUGAUUGGCGCCUGGCUUUUCGCCUUUAUCUCGUUCUGGAUUGCCUUCAAGGGCAUCAUUUCGUGGCUGACGUACCUCUACUACUUUUCCUACAUUAAGCUUGGCAUCACUUUGAUCAAAUACGUUCCUCAGGCGUUUAUGAACUUCCGUCGCAAGAGCACCGUCGGCUGGAGCAUUGGCAACGUCUUGCUGGAUUUCACUGGUGGCGCCCUGAGUAUUCUACAAAUGUUCCUCCUGGCGUACAACAGCGACGACUGGAGCAGCAUUUUCGGCGAUCCAACCAAGUUCGGCCUCGGUCUGUUCUCCGUGGUGUUUGACGUCUUGUUCAUCAUCCAGCAUUACUGCCUGUACCGCCACAACCGCGAGGACCCUGCCAGCUACAUGUAUUCGCCAUACCCGCUCAACGGUGAUUCGCAAGAUCGAUCACGGCUGCUGACGCCCGACUUGUAAAGAAGAAAACAAACGAACGAAAAACAUCCAAUACAAGCAUUUUGUUUUGAAUGGUAUUGUUGAAUGACAAGAAUUUUCAUGUCC
Molecule: messenger RNA, 1282 nt
Organism: Capsaspora owczarzaki ATCC 30864
Lineage: Eukaryota; Filasterea; Ministeriida; Capsasporidae
Product: cystinosin-like protein
Exons: 5
Coding region: 29-1198 (389 amino acids)
Biological process (GO): L-cystine transport
Cellular component (GO): lysosomal membrane
Molecular function (GO): L-cystine transmembrane transporter activity
Source: RefSeq, a predicted model, not a curated record